Sus scrofa (pig) is the source of this 2775-nucleotide messenger RNA. It is a transcript of the gene AP5S1, whose product is annotated as adaptor related protein complex 5 subunit sigma 1. The record is from RefSeq and is a predicted model, not a curated record. NCBI's taxonomy places the organism in Eukaryota, Metazoa, Chordata, Mammalia, Artiodactyla, Suidae. Gene Ontology annotation, biological process: double-strand break repair via homologous recombination; endosomal transport. Gene Ontology annotation, cellular component: late endosome; cytosol; lysosome.
ACACAGAGGCACCCUAUUUUCCAGAAGCAAUAAAACUGCUGGUGCAGAAAUGAAGGAUUGUUUAUACAAGGAGGUCUAUAGCCACAUGGAAUCUGGAAACAAUCAGGAGAGGGAAGUUGAGUAAUGGUGGGGGACUUGCUGUGCUGCAGCCUUGAAAUUCAUGCCUUGAGAGAAUGUUGGAUGAUGUGAAGUUAUUCAUUCCAUUGUUCAAAGAAGACGGUUAUGGGACAGAAGGGACACUGGCCAAUUUGAGAACCCGUCCCCGCACCUUCACAUCCACCCCUCUUCCGGAGGAUCCACGCGUCGGGUCGCAGCGCCCCCUUGAGGCCGCCUUGGGAAAUGGCCUGGGACUCGGCUGGUCCGGGCUUGGAGGGGGAACACUGCGUACCCAGUCAGCUAGUGACCAGCCUGGGCCGCACCGUGAACUCUGAGCGAGGGGCUUCUGGCCAGACUGUGAAAGCCGCCCACGCCCGAGAUCCAAGCGCCAGACGGCGGCCUACGCCUUUGGCCCGGAGCUCAGCUUGGGACCUAAGGUCCCGCCCACCCUAAGAGCGUCACGCUCGGGCGCGCGCCCGCUACAGGCGAGCGCUGGCGCCCAGGGGCCACGUAGCCGCCAUUGCUCCCCCGUAGCUGAGCUUUUGGAGUUUCCUGACCGUGAUCAGAUUGGAGUAGCAGUUUCAACUUACACAGCAGCUGUGGCAGUGCUGGAUCCUUAAACCUACUGAGCUGGGGGCUGGGAUGCAACCUGUGUCCUAGUGCUGCAGGGAUGCUGUGGAUCCCAUUGUGCCACAGGGGGAACUCCUCAAGACUCUUCUUAAGAAAAGAACUUCCACAUAUGCUUAUUCAGUUAAGUUAGUUGCAGAUAUGAUGCCCCUUUACCUCUGUAUUUAGAGGCACUUCACUGUAUUUUCUAAAAACAAGGGUGUUCUCUUACAUUCAAAAUCAGUAACAUUGAUCAGGACUAUUAUUGAACCUGUAAUCCAUUGUUUAAUGCCUCCAGUUGUCCUAUAAUAAUGCCCUAUAUUGAAACUGCUCUGUUUUCCACCUGGGAUCCCAUCCAUCCCAAACUGCAGCCCAGCGUGCAGUUUGACUGUCCUAUCUUCUUGGCCUCCUUCGGUCUGGAGCAGCUCCCCAGUGUCCCUUGACUCUGAUGACUGACAGUUUUGAAGAUUCCUGUGUCCCUCCCAGAGCCAUGGUCCACGCCUUCCUCAUUCACACCUUGCGGGCCCCGAAAGCUGAGGAGGGCCUCUGCCGAGUGCUCUACUCCUGUGUUUUUGGUGCCGAGGAGUCACCUGAUGACCUACAUCCACACGGUGCUGAGAGGGACAGGCUCCUCCGAAAGGAACAGAUUUUGGCUGUGGCCAGGCAGGUGGAGUCCAUGUGCCAGCUGCAACAGCAGGCAUGUGGCCGGCCCUCUGUGGACCUGCAGCCCCAGUCUUCAGAUGAACCGGUGCCCCUACAUGAGGCCCCAUGUGGAGCCUUCUGCCUGGCGGCAGGGGACCCUUUCCAGGAGCCUCGGACAGUGGUGUGGCUAGGGGUGCUCUCAUUAGGCUUUGCCCUGGUGCUAGAUGCCCACGAGAACCUGCUGCUGGCAGAGAGCACACUCCGACUGCUGGCACGCCUUCUCUUUGACCACCUCCGGCUGCUGGUCCCUGGUGCCAACCUCCUGCUGCGUGCUGACCGCAUCGAGGGCAUCCUUGCCCGCUUCCUGCCCCAUGGUCAGCUGCUCUUCCUCAAUGACCAGUUUGUCCAGGGUCUGGAGAAGGAAUUCAGUGCUGCCUGUCCCCGCUGACCCCUUCCUGGGCUGGGACUUCCCACCAGGGCAAGGAGGGAAGACGGGAAUGGACGGACACACAACUAGGUAGAGGUUGGCACCCACCUCCUUCCCAGCCUGUGCCCAGCUUUGGAGUGCUGCUGCAUGUAGGACAAAUGGAUGGGACAAGCUGGCAGAAAAGGGGGCCGGGGAGAGGCUGGAGGGGAGGAGUCACAGAACAUCCUGUGCCUAGAGCUGCCUCGCGACUUACUCAGACUGCCGCAGCGGGCCAUCCCUGCUCGUCCUUGACCCCACACUCUCCCAUCCCUGCCGGCCAACCCCCAGCAAUCUGCCAGCCACUAAUGCUGGGGCAGUAAGGAGUGGCCACUUGGAACUCAGCCCACUUUCUUCUUCCAACCCGUCGUCAUUGUAGCACAAAAGGCAUCUCAGAUUUCUAGGGUUAGGGAGAUGGCCUCUGCCUUUGCACCUACUUAGGCACCAUCAUUAAAGAUUUUUAUUUUUUAUUUUAUUUUUUGUCUUUAGGGCCACACUCGCAGCAUAUGGAGGUUCCCAGGCUAGGGUCAAAUUGGAGCAGUAGCUGAUGGCCUACACCACAGACACAGCAACUCCAGAUCUGCACUAUGUCUGUGACCCACACCACAGCUCAUGGCAAUGCCAGAUCCUUAACCCACUGAGUGAGGCCAGGGAUUGAACCUGCACCCUCAUUGUUGCUAGUCAGAUUCGUUUCCGCUGAAGCACGACAGGAACUCCAUCAUUAAGGAUUUUGUUGGUGAAGGUCUGCUUGGUGUCCAGCCCCACCACGGUUCACAAAGAUGUUAACGUUCAGCAGAAGGGCUCCAUAGCCCCUUUUGGGCCCAGCCCACGCCCACCGGCAGCCUUGAGAUAAUCAUGGGCUUACUUUAUCUAGGGGGAGAGAAAGCGGUGUCAGGUGUGUGUAAGAGGUCCAGUGCUGUCAUUCUCAUUUGGAAUUAAAAGCCUCAAGUCUGUGAUUUCACCCUCCA